This is a messenger RNA of Hyposmocoma kahamanoa, 2168 nucleotides long. RefSeq names its product putative inorganic phosphate cotransporter. Gene Ontology annotation, molecular function: transmembrane transporter activity. The record is from RefSeq and is a predicted model, not a curated record. The transcript is spliced from 10 exons. NCBI's taxonomy places the organism in Eukaryota, Metazoa, Arthropoda, Insecta, Lepidoptera, Cosmopterigidae. Gene Ontology annotation, biological process: transmembrane transport; monoatomic anion transport. Bases 146 to 1672 code for a protein of 508 amino acids.
AUCAACCAGCGGCAAUAAGAUUGGUGUGUUAAAAAAACACGUGUGUGACAUACGUAACACUGUGAAGUUAUUAUACGAGAAAUUGUUUAUUGGAUUACAUUCUGUCUCAAUCGUCAAUACGCUUUUGAUUAAAAAAAACACUGCAAUGUUAUCAACGACAUGGCGUCGAAGAAUAUCGAAAUUGUUCCUAAUUCCUCAGCGGUAUGUCCUCGGUAUCAUGGGUCUCCUGGCCGUCUGCAACGCCUACACGAUGCGAGUCUGCCUCAACUUGGCUGUCACACAGAUGGUCAACAACACCAAGACAGAAUCGGAACAUCAUGAUCCCAAUGCUUGUCCUGAUGAUAAUUUAAUUGUUUCCAAUGGAACUGUUAGUUUGAAACCGCAUGCAAUAUUCGAUUGGGAUGAAGCAACCCAAGGUCUAAUUCUCAGUGGUUUCUAUUAUGGAUACGCCAUCACUCACGUACCAGGAGGUUACUUAGCAGAACGUUAUGGUGGCAAAUGGACUUUGGGCAUUGGUCUAUUGAGCACAGCCUUAUUUACCCUACUAACUCCUGUUGUGGUUAAAGCUGGUGGGGCAGUAUGGUUAUUUAUUUUGAGAGUUUUGCAAGGAAUGGGUGAGGGUCCUACGAUGCCUGCUUUGAUGAUCGUUCUAGCAAGGUGGACACCUCCACAUGAGAGAUCUCGACAAGGAGCAGUGGUGUUUGGAGGAGCACAAAUAGGAAAUAUCUUCGGAUCUUUCAUGUCUGGUUUUCUUAUGGCAGGCGAUGGCGAUUGGGCUAAUGUUUUCUACUUCUUUGGAUGCUUUGGUAUCUUGUGGUUUGUUUUCUGGAGUAUACUCUGCUUCAGCACACCGAAGACGCACCCCUACAUUUCGGAUGAAGAAUUGAAGUACCUCAAUGAACACGUCACCAGUGCAGAAACGUCUAAUGUUAGAGACCCGGUGCCUUGGAGGGCAAUCGUCAGGUCCAUUCCUGUUUGGGCGCUAUUAUUUGCGGCUGUUGGUCACGACUGGGGUUAUUACACAAUGGUCACUGAUCUUCCUAAAUACAUGACAGAUGUCCUAAAGUUCAACAUCGCCACCACAGGCACCCUCACCGCCAUACCUUACCUUGCCAUGUGGAUCAGUUCCUUUAUUUUCGGCUGGGUUUGUGAUUUGUGCGUGAAGAAAAAUUGGCACAGUAUUAGAACGGGCAGGAUAAUCCAUACCACUAUUGCGGCGACUGGCCCUGCCAUCUGUAUAAUUUUGGCGUCAUACUCGGGUUGCAACCGCUUUGCAGCUGUCGCCUAUUUCAUUGUCUCUAUGGCUCUCAUGGGAGGCUUCUACAGCGGAAUGAAGGUGAACGCUCUAGACUUAGCGCCAAACUACGCAGGCUCACUAACGGCAAUGAUCAACGGCACUUCUACAAUAUCUGGUAUCAUCACGCCCUACCUCAUCGGAUUAUUAACGCCUGAUUCAACAUUAGUUCAAUGGCGGGUAGCAUUCUGGGUAUGUUUUGCCGUGCUGGUAGGUACGAAUGUAAUUUACAUCUUCUGGGCUGACGGUAAACAGCAAUGGUGGGAUGACGUCAGGCAACACGGGUAUCCGGCGAGCUGGAAACACGGUCCGUUAAAGAUGGCUCAACAGGAUAAAGAAAAGAACAAGAAAGCAGAAGCUGAAGGCACUGUUUUGUAGUUACUCUUGAAAUUGGUUGGUUUGUUAUAAUUUUGUUGUAAUGUUGUUGACAGUUUUUCUGUUUGAAAUAUUCCAAUUUUGUUUAUCAAAAAUUAGCACGUUUACUGUACAGAGUCAACAUCACGUCAAGCUUGAUACUUAUGAUUUAAAUUGAAUUCUAUGCCGGUUGAGGUAAGUACGGUUCAAGCUAUCUAGCUUGAAGCUCUUUUGAUUGUGUUGUAAGCUAAUGGUUAAGUGCUUAGAGUGGUUACACACGGCGAGUUUCUGCAGUGCGUCUGUAAGGAUUCAAUUGCGACGCACUCACUAAUCGUCUCCCUUUACACACACGCGCGAUUUAAGCAUACUAUCGCGAUACUAUCGCGAUGCAAAUAUGCCUCUGUGGCCGAACGGUUUUUUUUUAAAUAAAAUAUCAAGUGACGGGACGAACAAGUCGUGGCAUUGCCCCUGCGCCCGUCACCCUAAGACAUAAGUUGACUAGUCCCAUGUGCCUGUAAUC